Rhineura floridana is the source of this 2889-nucleotide messenger RNA. It is a transcript of the gene PTGER3, whose product is annotated as prostaglandin E receptor 3. Gene Ontology annotation, cellular component: plasma membrane. The transcript has 2 exons. Gene Ontology annotation, molecular function: prostaglandin E receptor activity. NCBI's taxonomy places the organism in Eukaryota, Metazoa, Chordata, Lepidosauria, Squamata, Rhineuridae. Gene Ontology annotation, biological process: intestine smooth muscle contraction; negative regulation of gastric acid secretion; inflammatory response. The record is from RefSeq and is a predicted model, not a curated record. The coding region runs from base 155 to 1357 and encodes 400 amino acids.
CGGUGCUCGGAAAGCAGGCAGACCCGCCCCCCUGCCUGGAAUUGAUCGAUGGAGCUGAUUCGCCUGCAGGGUCCGCCUCCUUUGCCUUUAAAAUGAGCGGCGGCUCGCUCGCUUGCCCACUGUCGCCCGCCGGCUCCAGGCGCACCACGAUGGGAUGGAGAUAUAUCGCUCCCCGCCCGCUCCUGGUGCCAUGGCCGGUCCUUUUGCCUUCCCAGCAGCAAGCAACAUGACUUGCUACGAAGGGCGACUCAACUCCACGCCCAUGGCUCUCCUGAGCCCCGCCGUGGCCAAGGAGAAGGGCAACGCCAGUUCCGCCCCGGCGGAGUGCGGCUCCGUCUCGGUGGUCUUCCCUCUGACCAUGAUGAUCACGGGCAUGGUGGGCAAUGGGCUGGCCAUGCUGCUGGUGUACCGAGCCUACCACAAGAGGGAGAACCAGCGAAAGAAGUCUUUCUUGCUCUGCAUCGGGUCCCUGGCCUUGACGGAUCUGACGGGGCAGCUCUUGACCAGCCCUAUUGUCAUCUCAGUCUAUUCUGCGGACAGGAAGUGGCUAGUGGUUGACCCUUCCCUGCACCUGUGCACCUUCUUUGGCUUGAGCAUGACUGUCUUUGGGCUCUGCCCCCUCUUCAUUGCCAGCGCCAUGGCCAUCGAGAGGACCUUGGCCAUCCGAGCUCCCCACUGGUACUCUGGCCAUAUGAAGACCAGGGUGACCAAGUCGGUCCUCCUCAGCGUGUGGCUGUCUGUCUUUGCCUUUGCUUUCUUGCCCGUUGUUGGUGUUGGGAAGUACACCCUCCAGUGGCCGGGCACUUGGUGCUUCAUCAGCACAAAGGAUCGUGAAGGUUCCAGGGUGGGCAAUGUCAUCUUUGCGUCGACGUUUGCUUUCUUGGGCCUCUUCUCCCUCGCCAUCACCGUGGUGUGCAACAUGGCGACCAUUGUUGCCUUGGUGUGUCGGUGUCAAUCCAAAAGCUCAGCAUCUCAGCCCAGGAGGCAGUGGGGCAGAAUUACCAUGGAAACUUUGAUCCAGCUACUGGGGAUCAUGUGUGUUCUCUUUGCCUGCUGGUCCCCACUCUUGAUUAUGAUGUUAAAGGUGACGUUCAACCACACAUCUGUGGAUCAUUGCAGAGAAUCCUGCAACCCAACCCAAAGCACAGAACUGCAGACAGAGUGUAAUUUCUUCUUAACCGCUAUCCGCUUGGCAUCACUGAAUCAGAUCUUGGACCCAUGGGUUUACCUGCUGCUUAGGAAGAUCCUCCUGCGAAAGUUUUGCCAGGUAGCAAAUGCCAUCUCCUGCCGCUCUCAGGAAGGGUGGAAAGGGCGGCACAUCAUGUUAUCAGACAAAAUCAGACACACAACAGCUUGAAGCAGCUUGCAUGUCAACAGCUUUCCUUGCAGCAUCUUUUAACUUACUGUGAAUUUGGGCAUACAAGUUAUGCCCAUUUCCCUCUGUAAUUUAAUUGCAAGGAAGUAAUAUAUUCAGUGGACUUUAAAUGGCUGAUUGUUAUAUUUUCAUUGUCUGCCAGAAACUGUUAAUUUAUAAUGAAAUUAAAGUGCUAUAACUAAGAAACAUACAAGUCCAGUGUCUUUUAAAAUUCAUAGUUAAGAAUGCAACUUUUUGUGUGUAUGCCAAAGACACCCUAGGGAUUGCAACUGCAAAAAUUGAAACUGUGAAUGUUGAUUCAAUGGUAAAUAAGUUAUUGAAGACUGUACAUUAGUUUGACUCUAAAAUUAUUGCCUGAUAUUUCCUUUUGUUUCCAGCCUUCUUUUUUACAUACCAGUUUAACGGAAAAGGAACAAUUAUCACUUUUCAUGUUGAUUCCAGAAGUGAGGGAUGGGGUGGGGAUUGAAGAAUCAAAAAUGCUAUCGUGUAUUAAUGGUUUGGCUGCUUUCCUUAAAGUUGUGAAGGUAGCAAGAGACCUGUAAAAUGCAUGGAGUAACCACAAUAAUUAUUCAUUCAUCUUCAAUAAACACUAAAGGUCUUUUCCAAAUGAUAAUUUGUUACUUGUAUAUUCUCAUUUGUUCAUGCAAAUUGCUCUUGUAAUUUGGUUGUUCAAGAGGAUGCAUGUGUAUCAUCAGCAAAUUUGGCCACUUCAGUGCUCACCCCUAACUCUAGAUCGUUUAUGAACAUGGAAGAAGACACUCACAGGGUUUAGUGGAAUCUCAGUAGAACCCUCCCUUCCUCUACUCAUCUGGGAGUGCGUAGUGUUGGGCACCCAGUAACAGACACUGCCAUUUCCUUCAGUCAUCUGGCUGUCUUCUUCUUCACUGGAGCCAUGCUCACAUGCUACUUGUACUUGCAUUGCCACGUUUUGACAGUAUGUCCUCCCAGUCUAGGGCUCCCCCUCCUGGGGAGGGAGGAGAGAGGAACAGGAAUUAAUAGAGCUCUAUGGAGAUCCCUCUCCAUGAAUGCAUGGGUUUUGUCCACAUGUUACAAUUGGAUAUAAAUUGAUACACGUAAUUCACAUACUUAUUAUAACAGCAAGAAAACAGACUUCUUUCUGCACAAUGUGAGGUUAUGUAUCUAUUUAAAUUGUAGCCUUGUAACAAACUGUUAUUAGAAAUUACAUCCUAUGCCUUGGCUAACUGGCAAAACAUCCCAGUGAUUAUUGUGACCAUGCUGGGCAGUUUUAUGGACAAUUUCUCUUGUUAACUUUGAAUGUGCUGGAAAUAACCUGCUCAGGGUGCAAUAAGUGUUAUGGGAAUGUCAAACAUAGACAGUUUAUUUUAUUUUUCAAAAGACAAUUAUUGCUUUUCUUUUUUUAAAAUGUUACGUAAGCUUAUAUCUGUGAAAUUGCUUCAGCAACACUUUUUAACAGCUAUUUCCCAUUGUACAAGUGUUGGGCUGUUUCUUCUAACUUGAAGGCUUAAAUAAUAAAGUUUUCUAUUUACAAAUGA